Molecule: messenger RNA, 669 nt
Organism: Phycomyces blakesleeanus NRRL 1555(-)
Lineage: Eukaryota; Fungi; Mucoromycota; Mucoromycetes; Mucorales; Phycomycetaceae
Exons: 5
Coding region: 1-669 (222 amino acids)
Source: RefSeq, a predicted model, not a curated record
AUGAAUAGAAGUUCUCUAUAUUUUACAACACUCUUUGGGAUUUUGGCACAAAACUAUCUUAACUUUAUCUCAGAAGCAUUGAGAGUUCUAUGGCUUUUAUUCCUGGGACUAGAAUACGUUAAGUUUGAUGGAUCUGAAUUGAUGAAAAGCGUAAAGAUCUUUAUCGAAACGUCGCACUCUCAGUUGGACACUCUUAUACUUUGUAGCAUCCUAUCAUACUGUGGCUUGAUAAAACAUUAUAGUACUAAACAGCAUAUUAAUGGUAAUCUUAAUCAAUUGAACUUGAAUAACCAAGAACACCCGACGUUAUCAAAGAGGUAUCGUAUAUGCUUCAACAAGACAAACAAAAUAGAUAGAUCUCUUGCAUGGGAACUUGGGAGGCGUGACAUUGAAUGUCCUCAGAAGUUCUGUAAACGUUUUAUGAACAAUGACAGCCCUGCUUAUAAUACUGUGUUCACAAAAACGUGGGUGGCUUUAGUGGGAUUUUUUUUUAAAAGAAAAUUCUUUAAGAACUUAAGGUCUUUGGAAUCGGGCAUUGUCUUUGGAGUCUUUGUUAUUCAAUUCAAAUUUGUUGUAUGCUAUUGUAUCGGUAAAGAAGAACUCUAUGCAAAAUAUUAUGGUGAUUUUGGAUAUUUAGAGGAUUUUAAUUUACUACUUGAAUCUAGCUAG